Molecule: messenger RNA, 258 nt
Organism: Jaculus jaculus (lesser Egyptian jerboa)
Lineage: Eukaryota; Metazoa; Chordata; Mammalia; Rodentia; Dipodidae
Product: serine peptidase inhibitor Kazal type 7
Exons: 3
Coding region: 1-258 (85 amino acids)
Molecular function (GO): protein binding
Source: RefSeq, a predicted model, not a curated record
AUGAAGGUCAUUGGGGGUCUCCUUCUUCUCUGCACCUUGACCUAUUUCUGCAGCAGCUCAGCAGAGCAUUCUCUUGUGUCUGACCAGGUGGACUGCACAAUAUACAAGAAGUAUCCAGUGGUUGCCAUCCCCUGUCCCAUCACAUACCUGCCAGUUUGUGGCUCUGACUAUAUCACCUACGGAAAUGAAUGUCACUUGUGUACGGAGAACUUGAAAAGUAAUGGAAAAAUUCAGUUUCUUCAUGAAGGAAAAUGUUAA